Condylostylus longicornis is the source of this 1423-nucleotide messenger RNA. RefSeq names its product zinc finger protein 287-like. Gene Ontology annotation, cellular component: nucleus. The record is from RefSeq and is a predicted model, not a curated record. Gene Ontology annotation, molecular function: RNA polymerase II cis-regulatory region sequence-specific DNA binding; zinc ion binding; DNA-binding transcription factor activity. The transcript has 5 exons. Bases 83 to 1366 code for a protein of 427 amino acids. Lineage: Eukaryota; Metazoa; Arthropoda; Insecta; Diptera; Dolichopodidae. Gene Ontology annotation, biological process: regulation of transcription by RNA polymerase II.
AUUUGAGAGCUGUUUACUACUUUCUAUAUUUUUUUUAUAAAAAUAAUUAGCAGAUGUAACAAAAAAAUUACAAAUUUGCAAAAUGAAAGCUAACAUAAAUUGGAAUAUGUGCCGUGUCUGUUUAAGCGAACUUAAUACUGAAAUCGAAAAUAAAAGUAUUUUUGAUACCGAUGAGGACAAAAUUGAAAUUUCAAAGAAAAUUUCUGAAUGUGGGGGAAUUGAAGUAAAAAAGGAAAGCAAUUUCCCGGAAAUUAUAUGCAAGAUGUGCAUUAAGCAUUUGGAUGUUGCAUACAAAUUUCGUACAACUUGCAAAAUUACAAACGAACGUCUUCAUUCCUUUGUAAACAAAGCUAACGAAUUUCUCUUAUCCGGGACCUUAGAAAUGACAGAAUCUUUGGAAGUCCCAGAAAUUAUAGUUGAUGAAAACCUAGUGGAUAAAAUUGAGAAUGAAGCAGAAAUUGAUUUUGUAGAAUACGUUAUAGAAGAGGAUGAAAUCGAGUUAAAUAGAGAAGGGCAAGAUCAAUAUACAAUAACUGAUACAGUUGAUUAUACAAAUUUAUUGAAAGACACUUUAUCAGAAAAAGAAAUGCCUGAUUGCAAAUACACAAUUAGAACAAUAUUAGACAAAAAUAGUUUAGAUAUGGAUAAUAACCUAUCAUCUUUUAAAAUAGAUAAUCAAGCCCUGUUUCCAGACGCUGAAGAAAGAAUAAUUGAGGAAAAUCAUGAAAUUUAUGAACUUCAAAUGAGUGGCUCAGAAUUAACAAAACAAGGAAAAACUCGUAGAAAAUAUACAAAACGCGAUCAAACAAAAAGUUUUUCUUGCGAUAUAUGUGGUAAUAAAUUUAAACAUAAAUAUUCUCUUGACAUUCAUAUGAGGCUACAUACAAACGAAAAACCUUUUGUUUGCGAGAUAUGCAGUAAAGAUUUUGCCUUAAAUUUUCAGUUAUCUCGUCAUAUGAGAAUACAUACAGGGGAAAAACCUUAUAGCUGUAAAUAUUGCGAGCGCAAAUUUAGAGACAUUAGUACAAGAAUCAAACACGAAAGAAUACAUACAAAUGAACGUCCUUUUAAAUGUCCGUAUUGCCCCAAGGAUUUUAUUUAUUCAGAUGUUUGCAAAAGACAUAUCGUUACACACACAGGAGAAAAACCUUACGAAUGUUUUCAAUGCAAUAAAAAGUUUGCACAGUCAUAUCAUUUGAAGGCUCAUUUAAUGACAUUAUCUCAUAAAGCUCAAUGCGAGCAGGUUGAAAUUGAACUCUUUGAAACAGAUCCCAGUUAUUCGGAUUAUACUCAAACUCUUAACUCGCCAAUAGAAGGGCAUAAAACGGAGUUAAUAGAACAACAUGAAGUUAUUUCAUUACAAUAAAUUCCAUUUAUUUACUAUUAUUUAUCUUUAAUAAAAAAAUAUUCUUUAAAUUUAAAA